Scleropages formosus (Asian bonytongue) is the source of this 2204-nucleotide messenger RNA. RefSeq names its product equilibrative nucleoside transporter 4. The coding region runs from base 241 to 1809 and encodes 522 amino acids. NCBI's taxonomy places the organism in Eukaryota, Metazoa, Chordata, Actinopteri, Osteoglossiformes, Osteoglossidae. Gene Ontology annotation, biological process: nucleoside transmembrane transport. Gene Ontology annotation, cellular component: plasma membrane. The record is from RefSeq and is a predicted model, not a curated record. The transcript has 11 exons. Gene Ontology annotation, molecular function: monoamine transmembrane transporter activity; nucleoside transmembrane transporter activity.
GUGCUCGCGCUGCCCGUGAGCGGAUUCUUCGUAUUCCAUACUUUCCACACACGCAGCCACUUCAGUUGUUAACAUUAAAAAACCUGAAGUGGAAUGCGAAGUGAUUUUUUUUUUCCCUCUUUGAAACGCUGUAUUGCAUCUACUUAGAAAAUACUACUCGUCGACCUCGCAAGCCUCUAGUCACCUCUCUCAGACACCGCUUGACCUGGGAACAAACUUCUGUCAAGUUUUGACCCCAGGAUGGGUUCCUUGGGGGCUGAAAGUUGUAGCCAUCCCACCUCUGCCUUGACCCCUGAGGACAAUGUGGUGAUGAGCUUCAGUUUUGAGAGCUACCAGCUGGAAGAAGAUGAGGUGCAGACCAAGGACAUCUCCAACAAAGGGGUCCUGACUUUCAUGGAACCAGCAUUUGAUGAGCCUGCUCCAGAAGACCGUUAUCGUGGGAUAUAUUUUGCCAUGCUGCUCGCCGGGGUCGGCUUUCUGCUGCCAUAUAAUAGCUUUAUUACUGAUGUGGACUAUCUGCAUCAUAAGUUUCAAGGAACAUCAAUUGUUUUUGAUAUGAGCCUAACAUACAUCCUGGUGGCUCUGGUGGCAGUGAUACUGAACAAUGCCCUGGUGGAGAUGCUCAGUCUUCAUACCAGGAUCACAGUAGGGUAUCUGUUUGCUCUGGGUCCUCUGUUGUUUGUCAGCAUUUGUGACGUCUGGUUAGAGCAGUUCAGCACCAAGCAAGCCUACGUCAUCAACCUUGUGGCGGUGGGGGUUGUGGCAUUCGGAUGCACAGUCCAGCAGUCCAGUUUCUAUGGUUACACAGGAAUGCUUCCAAAGAGAUACACACAAGGAGUGAUGACUGGGGAAAGUACUGCGGGCGUAAUUAUUUCCCUGAGCCGCAUCUUCACAAAGCUGCUGAUCGAGAAUGAGAAGAAGAACACCAUCAUUUUCUUCUUCAUCUCCAUCUGCAUGGAGCUCUUGUGCUUUGUGCUUCACUUGCUGGUGCGCCGGACGCGAUUUGUUCAGUACCACAAAAACCGUGCCUGCCGUGGCCUCGGUGAGGUCAGCUGCCCUGCUAACCAUGGCAAUGGAUAUCGCAUCCACCAUGAUGUCAUUUCUGAGGAAGUAAGAUUCGAUAAUGGUGCUGUUCACGUUUCUCCCACUACGACUGGAGCAGAAGCUGUAUUUGCUGGCAGUGGCACAUACGUGCGAUUUGAUGUCCCUAAACCUAAAAUAAAGAAAAGUUGGAAUAGCAUACGGGAUAUGAUCCUGCACCGUUAUGUAGUGACCCGUGUGAUCUGGACCUACAUGCUGUCCAUUGCAGUCACCUACUUCAUCACCCUUUGCUUGUUUCCUGGCCUGGAGUCUGAGAUACGCAAUGUCACGCUGGGGGAGUGGUUACCCAUUCUCAUCAUGGCCAUAUUUAAUAUGUCUGACUUUGUGGGAAAGAUCCUGGCCGCACUUCCGUACGAUUGGAACGGCAGACGCCUGCUACUCCUCUCCUGCAUCCGCAUCAUUUUUAUCCCACUCUUCAUCAUGUGUGUCUAUCCUGUUGGGGCACCUACCUUCAGUCACCCUGCGUGGCCAUGUGUCUUUUCCCUUCUCAUGGGCAUCAGUAAUGGCUACUUUGGCAGCGUGCCCAUGAUCCAGGCUGCAGGGAAGGUGGCCCCAGAACAGAGAGAGCUGGCAGGCAAUACAAUGACUGUAUCCUAUAUGGCUGGACUAAUGCUGGGCUCUGCAGUAGCCUACUUCACCUACACCCUCACCUCCCAGGGUGCCAGUCCUUCUGUAGGAAUGCCCCAGAACUUCACCGCAGGUUAUUGAACUGGACACACACUUUGGCUGUGACACACCAAUGGUGGAUCAAUAAGUAUUUCUUGUAAUGUCUUCUUGCUUGCUGCAUUUCCAAGGCAAAGAGGUUAACUCAGCAUUAGAAGCUACAUUAACCCUCUCAGCAAGUCUGUUAGAAACAGAAAUAAACACUCGUUUUCUUCUCAUCGUUGCCGAAAGAAACCAUGUAAGAGAAGCAUUUUCUCUUUGUAAUUUUCUUACAUUUUGACUGUGCACAUUAUUUCUCAUUGAGAUAAUUUUGAAAGAUGGUUUUGGAUGUCAUGAAGCCAAUGAAAGAAUGUUGUCUCUGCAAUGUGUUCAACCUUGUCAGGUCUCUUUUUCUCGUGCCAUGUUGCCUCGCAGUUUUCGUUCAGUGUUGUUUGACUUCU